Pogoniulus pusillus (Red-fronted tinkerbird) is the source of this 2783-nucleotide messenger RNA. It is a transcript of the gene TIPARP, whose product is annotated as TCDD inducible poly(ADP-ribose) polymerase. NCBI's taxonomy places the organism in Eukaryota, Metazoa, Chordata, Aves, Piciformes, Lybiidae. Gene Ontology annotation, cellular component: nucleus. The record is from RefSeq and is a predicted model, not a curated record. The transcript is spliced from 6 exons. Bases 305 to 2323 code for a protein of 672 amino acids. Gene Ontology annotation, molecular function: NAD+ poly-ADP-ribosyltransferase activity; zinc ion binding; NAD+-protein mono-ADP-ribosyltransferase activity.
CCGCCGUCUCCUGGUAACCCCCGAAGGCAACUGGAGAAGCAGCCCGGGCCGCGGGCAGCGCAGCCGCCGAGCUCUGCCGUGUUCAGGUGGCAGGAGCGGGCUGCGAGCAGCGCUCGGCUGCAGCGGCAGGGGAGCUGCUUUCACCCUACACACGCAGAGCAGAAGGUUAAUCUCGUUUGGAAGGAAUCCUUUAAACUGGGGCAAAAGGCUGGAACCGGACUGGAGGGGAGAGCACAAGCCGAUUGAGUCUUGGGAGGCUCUGGGACGUGUGAAAGUGAUUUGGAGAGAGCAAAGUCUGUGCACGAUGGACACCCAGCCCCAGGCAGCCUGCGUCGCGCAGGGGGCUCCCGACCCGGGGGUGAAGCACUCUCCUCCCGAGGACUUUCCUCCUCAGAUAAGGCUGUCCGAAAAGAUCCCACCGGUGAAGCCUUGCUUCAAAAAGAAGCAGCAAGUGCAGAAGAGGCUGGACCCAGAAACCCUGCGGGCUUUGGGGCCCAUCUUCACCAGUUUGCUGGGAGCUGGGACCCUGGGCAGGGUCUUUGUGGCCCGAGGCCAGAGCGAUGGUCACGGGGAUUUGUGUGAGCCUGCUGUGAAGAAGACUCUGGACCUUGGUACUUCCUGUCCCCAACCAGAAAAUAAUGUGACUGUGCUGGUGCCAGCAGCUCCAGCCGUGCAGAGUCAGGCACCGGGAGCUGAUCCUCCUCCUGGGCAUCCCGAGCAGGACAAGGAGUCAGGGGAGCAAAGCUUCUCAACAGAAACGGCUCCUGGAACCUCUGCUGCUAACAGUAAUGAAUCAUUCCAGGACCAUCCUUUGCACCCAACUGCUGCUGCUGCUGAUGGUGCAGCUUGUCCUUUGUUCCCAGAUAAGAUUCUGGAAAGCUACACCUCUGGCUUGUUCCAAGGGGAUAGCUGUCCCAUGCAGUACAGCCUGAACCCCAGCAACACACUCAGUGCUGGCAUAUUCCAGGACAAAAGUGAAGAAGCUUCUCUGGAUCUGGUGUUUGAGCUCCUGAACCAGCUGCAGUAUCACACUCAUCAGGAAGAGGGGAUUGAAAUCUGUGUGGAUUUUCUCCAGGGCACCUGUGUUUAUGGCAGUGACUGUCCCAAUCAUCACACAGUCUUGCCUUAUCACUGGCAAGUGAGGAGGACAGCAAGCCAGAGCUGGCAAAGCGUCACCAACGAUUCCCAGGAGCAUCUGGAAAGGCUUUACUGCAACCCUGACAACGACAGGAUCAGAGUGAGAUAUGGGGAACAUGAGUUUCUGGUGGACCUGAACACCAUGAAGCUGUAUGAGACGGAUGAGUUUGACCAGCUGCGGCGCCUGUCCACACCAGCCUGCUCCAGCUCCACCUCCAACUACUACACAGUCUGGAAGUACUUCUGCAGGGACCACUUUGGCUGGAGAGAGUACUCAGAGCCUGUGGUGAGGUUGAUUGAGGCUGCUGUGGGCCGGGGGCUGAAGGAGGUUCGCUUCAUCACCUGGCACAACCAAUACAUCCUCAACGUCCGCGACGGCUUCCAGCAGAACGCCUGCGUCCGCAGGGAGAUCAAGAGGAGGCCUCUGCUGCGCUCCUGCGUCGUGCUGAUGCCCUUUCUGCAGACCUUAGGAGGCAGCUCUCCAGCCCCUUCUCCAGCAGCUGACCCAGCUUCUUCCCAAGACUUAUCUCCAACUGCCAUUACCUCCCCAAACUUCUAUCCUGAGACCUGGAUUAGUAUGGAUCCAGCUCAGGACUUCAUCCAAGUGCCUGUUGCGAGUGAAGACAAGAGCUACAGAACCAUUUACAACCUGUUCCACAAGACUGUGCCAGAGACCAAAUACAAGAUCCUCAAGAUCCUGAGGGUGCAGAACCAGUUCCUUUGGGAGAAAUACAAAAGGAAGAAGGAGCACAUGUGCCGGCGGCUGAGCGGGCUGGAGCGGCUGCUGAGCGAGCGGCACCUGUUCCACGGCACCUCCGCCGACGUGGUGGAUGCCAUCUGCAAGCACAACUUCGACCCGCGCGUCUGCGGCAAGCACGCCACCAUGUUCGGCCAGGGCAGCUACUUCGCCAGGAAGGCCAGCUACAGCCACAACUUCUCCAAGAGGUCUCCCCGAGGGGUGCACUACAUGUUCCUGGCCAAGGUGCUGACCGGCAGGUACGCCGUGGGCAACCACACCAUGAGGAGGCCUCCCCCCGUCACCCCCGGCAGCGUCACCAGCGACCUCUACGACUCCUGCGUGGACAACUUCUUCGAGCCGCAGAUCUUCGUCAUCUUCGCCGACGACCAGAGCUACCCCUACUUCAUCAUCCAGUACGAGGAGGUCAGCAGCACCGUCUCCAUCUGAGCCCCACGCCCCUGCCUGCUGGCUGCCCUCCCUCCUCGCAGCCUCCAGCCCGGCCCCGCGGGCAAGGCUCCGUGCAGCGCCCGACCCCUACCUGCUGCAGCCUGGACUUGCUUGGGAGGAGCCCCCAAAGAGCUCUGAGGUGACCAAGCCUUCACCUGCUGGCUCCAAGGCUUGACUUUGCUGGCUCCAAGGCUCGACCUGCUGGCUCCAAGGCUUGACUUUGCUGGCUCCAAGGCUCGACCUGCUGGCUCCAAGGCUCGACCUGCUGGCUCCAAGGCUCGACCUGCUGGCUCCAAGGCUCGACCUGCUGGCUCCAAGGCUUGACUCUGCUGGUUGGUGCUGUCUGUGCAAAGUGUAAAUAGGUUUUAUUUCCCCCUUGUUCAUAGGUGACAAAUCUGUGCCUUUUUUGUGAUCCCAGCGGCGGUUAUUUAUGGGCAGUAAAAACGUUCAUGGCUCCAAA